AUGCGUCUCGAACUCGCCGUUGGUGUUUUUCAGGCUGCUGUCUUUGCCAGUUUUGCUCAGGCGCAGAACUCCUCCUUCAGCGAUACUCACAUUUCCCGGCUGCCAGAGGAGGAGGUCGCAGCUCUUGCUCAAAUCGUCGAAGAUGACCCUGAGGAUAUCUUCACUCUUGCAAAGGACUGGCUGAGCCCGGAGUAUGCCUUGAUCUACAGAGUGGCUCUUCCGAUUCCGCCAGUCAAGGAGCCUACCAAGAAAAUCAUAAGCCCGGUGACUGGCAAAGAAAUCUGGUACUAUGAGUUGGAGAUCAAGCCCUUCACUCAGGCGGUUUACCCCAACCUUCGCCCUGCCACGCUUGUAGGCUACGACGGCAUGUCUCCCGGCCCGACCUUGGUCAUCCCCCGCGGCACGGAGUCUGUAGUCCGGUUUAUCAACAACGCUGCUGCCGAGAACUCUGUUCAUCUUCAUGGCUCAUACUCCCGUGCUCCAUUCGAUGGAUGGGCUGAAGACAUCACCAACCCUGGAGAGUAUAAGGACUACUACUAUCCCAAUCAACAGUCCGCCCGGUUGCUUUGGUACCACGACCACGCUAUGCACAUUGAUGAGGCAGAGAAGGCCCUCAACCUGCCAUCAGGCUAUGGGGUCUAUGACAUCCCCCUUAUCCUCACCUCGAAGCAGUACAACGAGGACGGCACGUUGUUCUCGACCAAGGGAGAGACAAACAGCCUUUGGGGUGAUGUUAUUCAUGUCAAUGGCCAGCCGUGGCCCUUCCUUAAUGUUGAGCCCCGCAAGUAUCGGUUCAGAUUUUUGGAUGCAUCUGUAUCCCGCGCAUUCGCAUUGUACCUCGUCAACUCCAACGCGCCCAACGGGAAGCUACCCUUCCAGGUUAUCGCCUCCGACGGUGGUCUUCUGACGAAGCCUGUCCAGGUUUCUGACCUUUAUGUCUCCCCAGCCGAGCGGUACGAGAUUGUGAUUGACUUUGCCCAGUACGCUGGACAGAGACUCGAGAUCCGUAACUUCCCCAAAGCCGGCGGUGUUGGCGUUGAGGACGAUUUCCUGAACACCGACAAGGUCAUGCAGUUUGUCGUUGGCACUACAGCAACUUCACCCGACACAUCCACAGUCCCAGAGACCCUUCGUUCUGUACCGUUCCCCGAGUCAGCCGGGAACGAAAUCGACCACCACUUCAGAUUCCAUCGCACCAACGGCGAGUGGCGCAUCAACGGCGUGGGUUUCGCCGACGUCGAGAACCGCAUCCUUGCCAAUGUUCCACGAGGCAGCGUCCAGAUCUGGGAGCUGGAAAACAGUUCAGACGGUUGGUCGCACCCUAUCCACGUCCACCUCGUCGACUUCAAGGUAAUCGCCAGAGAUGGUGACCGGGGUGUCAUGCCGUACGAGGCCGAGGGACUCAAGGACGUCGUCUGGCUGGGCCGAGGUGAAUCCGUGCUCGUCGAGGCUCACUACGCACCUUGGGAUGGAGUCUACAUGUUUCAUUGCCACAACCUCAUCCACGAGGACAGCGACAUGAUGGCAGCUUUCAACGUCACCGUUCUUCCCGACUUCGGGUACAACGAAACGAAGUUCAUCGACCCGAUGGAGGCGCGGUGGAGGGCAAAGCCGUAUGUCAUGGCAGACCUCCGCACGCGUGCUGGGCCCUUCUCCGACACCGCGAUCGAGGAGGCUGUGCAGUUGUUGGCCAACACUGAGGCUUACAGUAAGGUGGAAGAGGUCAACCAGAAGCUUCAAGAGUACUGGGCCACCCAUUGA
Messenger RNA from Colletotrichum navitas, 1761 nucleotides. RefSeq names its product multicopper oxidase. NCBI's taxonomy places the organism in Eukaryota, Fungi, Ascomycota, Sordariomycetes, Glomerellales, Glomerellaceae. The record is from RefSeq and is a predicted model, not a curated record. Gene Ontology annotation, molecular function: copper ion binding; oxidoreductase activity. The transcript has 4 exons. The coding region runs from base 1 to 1761 and encodes 586 amino acids.